CCGCAGAGUCCAUCAAAACCGCAACCAGCCGGAGAAGCGGCGCCACAGAGACGCACUCGCUCGCACGCACACCGUCGCACGGACACGCACCACCGACCGACCCCGGCGGCCCGAUUCGCUCUCCCUCGCCUCGCCAUGGAGAAGGCGCUCGUCGAGCGGCUCGAGGCCGCGGUGGCGCGCCUCGAGGCCGUCGCCGCGUCCGGGGCCUCGGCAGCGCGCGACUUCGGGGGCGCCUCCGCGUCGUCGGAUCCGGCGAUCCUGGCCUACGACGACUUCCUCGCCGAGGCCUUCGGCCGCCUCAACGCCGCGGCCGAGAAGAUCGGCGGGACGGUGCUCGAGGCCACCAGCGUCCUCGCUGAGGCCUUCGCCGUCGCCAAGGACCUCCUCAUCCUGGCCAAGCAGUACCCGAAACCUGCAUCAAUGGCCAAUGCGCAGGAUUUCCUCAAGCCUCUAAACGAUACUAUUGCGAAAGCAACCGCUAUGACGGAAGGAAGGAGGCCCGACUAUUUCAAUCAUAUGAAGAGUGUUGCUGACAGUCUCCAUGCCCUGGCUUGGGUUGCAUUCUUAGGGAAAGGCUGCGGCAUGAGUUUCCCAACAGCACAUGUUGAAGAAAGCUGGCAGAUGGCCGAGUUCUAUAAUAACAAGGUUCUUGUUGAGUACAAGAACAAAGACGCUGACCACGUUGAGUGGGCUAAAGCUUUGAAGGAGCUCUACACACCUGGCUUGAGGGAUUAUAUUAAGAAAUAUUAUCCUCUUGGGCCUGUGUGGGGUCCUGCUGGAUGUGCACCACCAAAGGCUGCUGCUCCAACACCAAAAGCCCCAGCGGCUAAGGGUCCUCCUCCACCUGCUGCACCAUCAGCUCCUCUUUUUAGCACAGACAAAUCUCCAAAAUCUUCGCAGCCUAAGCAAGGAAUGUCAGCUGUGUUUCAAGAGAUCGGUGGGGGCAAAGAUGUGACUUCAGGGCUGCGAAAGGUUACUGAUGACAUGAAGGCUAAAAACCGUGCUGAUAGAAGUGGUGUUGUGACCAGUAGUGCUGCUGCCCCUGCUCCUGCGAAGACUUCUCGUGCAGGAACCUUUGCCUCCAAGACUGGAACACCAAAACUGGAGCUUCAGAUGGGUCGCAAAUGGGUGGUCGAAAAUCAAGUUGGUAGAAAGGACCUUGCUAUUGAUGAGUGUGAUUCUAAACAGUCUAUCUAUAUUUAUGGAUGCAAGGAUUCUGUCCUUCAAGUAAAUGGUAAAGUAAACAAUAUCACCGUCGACAAAUGCACCAAAUUUGGAAUUGUUUUCAAGGAUGUCGUAGCAGCUUUUGAGGUUGUCAACUGCAACGGCGUUGAGGUGCAAUGUCAGGGCACCGCACCGACAAUAUCAAUCGACAACACAGCUGGGUGUCAGUUAUACUUGAACAAAGAGUCACUGGGCGCUUCCAUUACUUCGGCUAAAUCCAGUGAAAUGAAUGUAUUGGUUCCUAGCGACGAGACUGAUGGCGACUGGGUGGAGCAUCCUUUGCCGCAGCAGUACAUCCAUUUUUUCCAGGACGGGCAGUUCACCACAUCCCCAGUUUCUCAUUCCGGCGCAUAAAUAAAUCCGAUGAUAUCUUCCUUUUUUUUUGUGGCUGUUUGUUUGUUCGAUGCUGCCUUUACCUUGUUUUUUCUAAGAUGGUGGUAUGCUGAGAGUUGUUGUAGCUCUUGUUCGGUUGUUUCUCUUGCCAUUCAUUUGCCCAGUGUGUACGGCCUGGCCUGUAUGUUUUCCUUGCACCUGGUUGGUAUAUUUAUUAUUUGUACGCCAACAAACUACAACUUCUGUAUGAUUCUUUUUAUGCAAUGACUGUCGGUGUAUUCCCUGCA
This is a messenger RNA of Aegilops tauschii subsp. strangulata, 1844 nucleotides long. RefSeq names its product cyclase-associated protein 1. NCBI's taxonomy places the organism in Eukaryota, Viridiplantae, Streptophyta, Magnoliopsida, Poales, Poaceae. Gene Ontology annotation, biological process: cytoskeleton organization; actin filament organization. Gene Ontology annotation, cellular component: cytoplasm. The record is from RefSeq and is a predicted model, not a curated record. Gene Ontology annotation, molecular function: adenylate cyclase binding; actin binding.